AUGCGAUUGAUAUAUGGUGUGAAUGCCGAUAGUGUUGCCAAAUUUGAGAUAGUUGACGAAGAUGACCUUUUUGUGUUUUAUCAACUCCUUGAAUUGGGAUGUUUAGUGACAUCUAAAACACUCGAAAGUGACUCAACAGC
This is a messenger RNA of Entamoeba invadens IP1, 140 nucleotides long. RefSeq names its product pelota protein, putative. The transcript has a single exon. NCBI's taxonomy places the organism in Eukaryota, Evosea, Mastigamoebida, Endamoebidae. The annotation marks the transcript as partial. The record is from RefSeq and is a predicted model, not a curated record.